Messenger RNA from Cordyceps fumosorosea ARSEF 2679, 7236 nucleotides. RefSeq names its product Beta-ketoacyl synthase. Gene Ontology annotation, molecular function: oxidoreductase activity; phosphopantetheine binding; fatty acid synthase activity. The record is from RefSeq and is a predicted model, not a curated record. The transcript has 8 exons. Gene Ontology annotation, biological process: fatty acid biosynthetic process; secondary metabolite biosynthetic process. NCBI's taxonomy places the organism in Eukaryota, Fungi, Ascomycota, Sordariomycetes, Hypocreales, Cordycipitaceae. Bases 1 to 7236 code for a protein of 2411 amino acids.
AUGACGAGCCAAGAACCAAUUGCCAUUAUUGGCUUCUCCUGCCGCCUUCCUGGCGGCAACUCCAACCCUCGCAAGCUUUGGGACUUUCUAGAGAGAGGCGGCAUCGCUUCCAACAAAGUCCCCAAGAACCGCUUCAACAUCGAUGCCCACUGGGAUGGAUCACACAAGCCUCGGACCAUGCGCCCUCUCGGCGGCAUGUUCCUGGAGGACCACGACCCCGCCGACUUUGACGCAUCCUUCUUUGAGAUUUCCAAGACGGACGCAAUUGCGAUGGACCCGAAUCAGAGACAAAUGCUCGAAGUGGUAUUCGAAGCGUUGGAGAACUCUGGUGUGCCUCUUGAGAAGUUGGACGGCGCUCCAGUGGGAUGUUUUGUUGGUUCUUUUGCAUCAGAUUACGGUGACAUGCAGGGUCGCGAUCCCGACGACCGCCCUGCCAACAUCACAGUUGGCGUUGGCCGCGCCAUCCUGGCCAACAGACUCAGCCACUUCCUUAACAUCAAGGGUCCCAGCAUGACGAUAGACACGGCGUGCUCCGGAUCCCUCGCCGGUCUCGACGUGGCGUGCCGGUACCUGAAAACAGGCGAAGUUGACGCCGCCAUCAUCGCCGCCAGCAACCUCUACCUCAACCCGGAGCACGUCAUGGACAUCGGCGCCGUCGGCAACGCCCACUCGCCGACCGGCCUCUGCCACACCUUUGACAUUUCCGCGGACGGGUACGUCAAGGCGGAGGCAGUCAGCUCCAUCAUCAUCAAGCGCCUGUCCGACGCCAUUCGUGAUGGUGAUCCGGUGCGCGCCGUGAUCCGCGGCUCGUCGACGAACAGCGAUGGCCGCACACCGGGUAUUGCCAGCCCCAGCGCGGAAGCGCAGGCUGUCGCUAUUCGCGCGGCGUAUGCCAAUGCGGGCAUCACAAACUUGAACGACACAGCGUACCUGGAGUGUCACGGUACAGGAACUCAGGCCGGUGAUCCCACCGAAGUCAGAGGCGCAGCGUCAGUGUUUGCUGCUUCUCGCCCAGAUGACAAGCCUCUUAUUAUUGGCUCGAUUAAAAGUAAUUUGGGCCACGCGGAGCCUGCGGCGGGUAAUUCCGGUCUGAUCAAGGCUGUGUUGGCGAUUGAGAACGGUCGGAUUCCUGGCAACCCGACAUUUGAGAAUCCUUCUCCAAAGAUUGACUUUGCUGGCUGGAAGGUCAAGGCUAGCCGCUACACCAUCCCCUGGCCCACCCAAGAUCUCCGCCGUGCCAGCGUCAACUCGUUUGGCUACGGAGGCUCCAACGUUCACGUCGUCAUCGAGCAGGCCGCCAUCGACCACAAGCCUCGUCACGUAUCCUCCUAUCUCUCUGAAGAUGCGGAGCUGGACUUUGACGACGAGCCGGACCAGGCCCGGCCCCAUACUCUCGUCCUCUCGGCCAACGACGAGGCCUCGCUCCGCGCAAACAUCCGCGCCCUCUCCAACCACCUCAUCAACCCCCGCGUCAAGGUCGCCCUGUCCGACUUGGCCCAUACCCUGAGCGAGAGACGCUCGGCGUUCUUCCAUCGCGCGUAUCUCACCACGAGCACCACCGACUUCGACGAUGGCGCGUUCGUCCUCGGCAAGAAGCAGUCGGAGAAGCCCCGCAUCGGCCUCGUCUUCACCGGUCAGGGCGCCCAGUGGCCGCAGAUGGGCAAGGAGCUGCUGCAGUUCUUCCCAUGGACGCGCAGCAUUCUCGAGGAGCUCGAUGCGGUUCUGCAGAAGCUACCCGAUCCUCCUGCCUGGUCGCUCGUUGACGAGUUGACCCAAGCCCGCUCCGCCGAGCACCUUCGACAGCCGGAGUUCUCGCAACCUCUUGUGACCGCUCUCCAGCUCUGCAUUCUGGCUGUUCUCGAAUCUUGGGGUGUUUCUCCGCAAAGUGUCAUUGGCCACUCGUCUGGUGAAAUUGCCGCCGCUCAUGCCGCCGGCUUCCUCACCCGCGCUGGCGCCAUCGUCGCUGCCUUCUAUCGUGGACGUGCUGCCGUCAACCGCAAGAAGGACGUGGCCCAGAACGUUGGCAUGCUUGCUGUCGGCCUCGGCGGCGACGCGGUCAAGCCGUACCUCGAGCCCCAUGCCGGCAGCGCCUGGGUCGCGUGCUACAACAGUCCCGGCAGCGUCACUGUCUCUGGCAAGGUCGAGGCACUUGAGGCGCUCGCGCAGAGCCUGAAGGCCGACUCGCACUUUGCAAGGCUGCUUCAGGUAGACCUGGCAUACCACUCGGCGCUCAUGGGUGUCAUUGGCGAGGAGUACGAGAACCUCCUGCAAGCAAACAGCUUCAGCUCUUCUGAAGGCAACCCCAGCGUCUCCAUGUUCUCUUCCGUCACCGGAAAGAAGAAGACGGAUGCUGCGGAUGCCCUUUACUGGAAGAGCAACAUGGUGUCUCCGGUCCAGUUCAGCGACGCCGCCCAAGAAAUGCUGACUUCGCCCGAGGCCCCGACCGUGCUGGUCGAGAUUGGUCCCUCGGGCGCUCUGGCCGGUCCCAUCUCCCAGAUCAAGAAGGCUCUGGAGAAGCAGGACAGCGAUGUCGCCUACAUCGCCGCCUGGUCCCGUGGCGCCAACGCCGGCAAGGCCUUGUUCGACGCUGCUGGGCGCCUCUUCGUUGCCGGCCAUCCCGUUGACCUCGCCAAGGUCAAUGAGUACCAGCAACCGUCUACCAUCAUCGACCUGCCUAACUAUGCCUGGAACCACUCCAUCAAGUACUGGCACGAGAACUCUGCGAGCAGAGACUGGCGCUUCAAGAAGUACACUUCGCACGACCUGCUUGGGAGCAAGGUCCUGGCUACCUCGUGGCAGGCACCCAGCUGGAGGGCGCAUCUCAACCUCGCCAACGUGCCCUGGCUCAAGGACCACAAGAUGGGUGCCGAUGUCUUGGUGCCCGGCUCCGGCUUCAUCUCGAUGGCGCUGGAGGCGAUUUGGCAAAAGCACAAGGCUGUGGAACCGGCCGCUGCCGAGGUCGCUUCCAUCAAUGAUCUGGCCUACCGGUUCCGCAACGUCAAGUUCGAAAAGGCCCUAGUCCUCGAGGAGGGCAAGGACACCGAGGUCAUGCUCUGGCUGACCCAGCAGCCUGGCAGCAAGAGCUGGCACGAAUUCGUCAUCUCCUCCACCACCGCGGACGACUUCCGCAUCGACCACUGCUCCGGCCUGGUCAGGGUGCAGGACGAGGUGCCCGACUCCAUCCCCGAGGGUCAGGAUGGCGAGCUUGCCCACCCCACCGCCGGCCGGCUGUGGUACAAGGCGCAGUCCGAGAUUGGCUACGGCUUUGGCCCCUCGUUUCAGAAGCUCAAGCACGUUGAGUCGCUCAGCGGCAGCCGCAAGGGCCGCGCCGUCGUCGCGCUGGAGCCGCCGGCGUCCAAGUGGGAUCCCCAGUCGUACUACCCCAUCCACCCGGCCUCGCUGGACGGCUGCUUCCAGACGGUGACGCCGUCGCUGUGGUCGGGUGAGCGCAGCUCCAUCAACGCCGUCGUCGUGCCGUCGGUGCUUGACGACCUCGUCAUCAACAAGGUGCCCCGUGACCUCCAGGACGGCCUGUCCCUCGCCAGCUCCGAGUACUCGGGCCGCGGCCGCCUGUCCGAGGCCAAGAGCUACAUGUCUCACUGCGCCGUGUACGACCCCCGCACGGGCAAACUGGUCGCUCGCAUGACCGGUCUUCACUUUGCGGAGCUCAACACCGAGGUUAAGGUCGACCCGCAUACCUUUGACGAGAUUUCGUGGAAGGCGGAUAUUAGUCUGCUUUCCGACCAGCAGCUCUCAUCGCAGCUGCUCGGCCUUGAAUCUGUCGAAGCAGUCAACGCCACGAUUGACCUUGUUGCUCACAAGAAACCUGCUCUUUCCGUCCUCGAGAUCAGCCUCGACGCUACGGAUGCAUCCUCAAUCUGGUUCGACACGGUGCAGGAAUCUUUCUCUGCACGCUCUGCGUACGCCGAGUACACGGUGGCUACCGUGGGAGGGCCGAGCCUGGUUGAUCUCCAGACAAGGUACGAGGACAAGCGAAACACUUCGUUCUUGCUCCUGAGCGAGACCAAGGAGAACCUUGGCCUGGAAGCGGCUUCAUAUGAUCUGAUUAUUGUCAAGCUUGGAGAAGGCAACUCCGGUGCCCUACUUCAAGCGAUCGAGCCGCUGCUGUCUCAGAGUGACGCCUAUAAGCUGGUCACCCAAGGCAAGAUCUUUGACUCCCGGGCUGCCACUUCGGCUUCGGAGUCCGGCUCCAUCCCGUCUGCGGCGACCCGAUCCCCCGAGGUGCUCGAGACCCCGCGUGCACCUGCAACUGCGGAUCCUAGCAUCCAGUCCUCCUCUGUGGCGGACACUCCAUUGCCCGGCCAAGAUAUUGCUGGGAUCAAGGGCCUGGAUCUCGACAUUGCCCUUCAAGAAAAGUUCUCUGCGGUCCCGAACAAGGUAUUCGUCGCACCCGAGCUUUCGACGCUUGGAUCUCCUGUCGAGAUUGCAUCUGGCGAAAGCCUUGUCGCUCACCUGUACUCCCCGAGCAUUGCCCAAGUCGAGACUACCCGCAAGUUGUCCAUCGUCAGCUUCUCCGGGAAGCCGUCGUCUGUGAGCGACACUCUCACGGCCUCUCUGGAAUCUGCCGGCUGGGCUGUCGCAAGCCACGGACUUCCGCUCACCAAGCCUGCCGACGGAAGCAUCGUGCUCGUCCUCGACGAGCUCGAGUCGCCCCUCCUGCGAGACAUUAACCUGGAGCAGUGGACUUCUUUGCAGGCCCUCGUCAGCUACGGCAACCCGGUUCUCUGGAUCACUCAAGGCUCUCAGCUGACGGUGACGAACCCCGACUCGGCGCUUGCCCCGGGUCUCUUCCGCGUCAUCCGCAUGGAAGACCAGAGCGCCCAGCUCGUCACCCUGGACGUCGAAUCUACGACUGGUCCCGCUACUGAGGACGCUAUCAAGCGCGUUCUGGAUCAGCUGCUCCAGCCGCGCCACAAGGAAUUCGUCGAGACCGAGUUUGCAGAGAGAAACGGAACUAUUCACGUCCAUCGCGUCGUUCCGGAUGUCGCGGUCAAUAAAUUCAAGUCGGUCCAGAAACUUGGCGCCGAGCUUGUCGUCCAGGACCUCCAUGCCAACGAGGUGGAGGUUUCGCUCCGCGCUGAGCGCAUGGGUACUUUUGACGCGUUGACUUGGGCCGAGAACUCGACCAGCGCCGUCUCCGUGGAAGAGGGACGCAUCGAGGUUGAGGUUGUCGCUGCGGGUGUCAACUUCAAGGACGUUGCCGUCACCAUGGGUAUCGUCCCCGAGAACGAGUACACGCUGGGCUACGAAGCGGCGGGCAUCGUCAAGCGCCUGGGCCCUGGCGUGACCAAGUUCAAGGUCGGCGAUCGCGUCUGCUUCCUCGCCAACGGGAGCUACGCCAACCGCCUGCAGGUGCCUUACCAACGGGCCCACGUCUUCCCGGACACCAUCAGCUUCGAGGAGGCGGCGACGAUUCCGUCCGUUUACCUCGCCUCCAUCUACUCCCUUUACCAUCUCGGCAAUCUGCGAGCCGGACAGACCGUCCUGAUCCACUCCGCCACCGGCGGUGUCGGCAUCUCGGCCAUCCAGCUCGCCGUGCACAAGGGCGCCGAGGUUUUUGUCACAGCGGGAACGGAGGAGAAGCGCGAGUUCCUGGCCACCAACUACGGCAUCCCCAGAGACCACAUCUUCUCGUCACGCAACACGGACUUUGCAGCUGCGAUUAAGAAGCUGACAGCUGGCCGCGGCGUAGACGUCAUCCUAAACUCUCUAACGGGCGAGAUCCUGGACGAGUCGUGGCGCAUCACGGCUGACGGUGGUAUCUUCGUCGAGAUUGGCAAAAAGGACAUUGUUGAUCGCAACUCGCUAUCUAUGGAGCCGUUUGAUCGCAACUGCUCUUUCCGUGCCAUGGACUUUUCCUACACCAAGGAUAUCUCCCUACCCUUGAUUGAAAAGCUACUCGGCGAAAUCUUUGAGCUUGUCAAUGCUGGUCAUGUCAAGCCGAUCCAGCCCAUCACCACGUUUGGUUUUGACGACAUCCCGUCCGCCCUGGCUCACAUUCGUAGCGGUCGCCACAUUGGCAAGGUCGUCAUCUCCAGCGGACAGCACGUCCCGGUCGAGGUCCCCAUCCGCCCCGCGGUGCGCAAGCUCUCCCUGGACCCAGCCGCCUCCUACUUGAUCGUUGGUGGUCUUAAGGGCCUCUGCGGCAACUUGGCCAUUCACAUGGCCAAGACUGGCGCGCGUCGCAUCAUUGUCUGCUCUCGAAGUGGCUUGGCGGAUGCUGCUUCGCAAAAGACGGUGGCCAACUGCCGCGCCUAUGGCUGUGAAAUUGUCGAAGCCAAGGGUGAUGUCGCAGACGAAACUUUUGUGCGCAAGAUUUUCCAGGAGGCUUCCCCAGCUAUUUCGGGCGUCAUUCAGGGUGCCAUGAUUCUUCGAGAUAAACCAUACGAGAUCAUGACGCAUGAAGAAUACCACGCCGCAAUCCAUGCCAAGAUCCAAGGUACCUGGGCUCUGCACCGCGCCUCGCUCGACCAGCCCAAGAACCUCGACUUCUUCACCCUCCUCUCCAGUAUCUCCGGCAUCGUCGGUAAGAAGGGCCAGUCCAACUACUCGGCCGCCAACACCUUCCUGGACUCUUUUGCGUACUACCGCCAAUCGGUCGGUCUGCAGGCCAACGCCGUGGAUCUCGGCUUGAUCGAGGAUGUCGGCUACGUCGCCGAGCAGGGCGGCAUGGACAGCCACUUUGACAAGCGCCAGUGGACGCCGAUCCUCGAAGGCACCCUGCGCAGCAUCCUCGACUACUCGAUCCUGCAGCAGACGGGCAAACCGCUCAACCCGACCAGCGCGCCGCAGCUCGUCACGGGCAUCGGCUACCCGCUCCCGGACGACUCGGACCUGAAGCGGGAGGCGCGGUUCGGCUACUUGUUCAGCCAGGCGGGCGGGGCGGACGGCACGGCCAAGGAUGGCGGCAGCAAGGGCGACCAGGCGAUCCGGGCGCUCAAGCUGAUGCAUGCGAGCGGCGCGACGGGGGCGCCGCUGGUCAAGCUCGCGACAGAGCUGGUGGCGGCGCAGAUCACCAAGAUCCUGCGGCUGGAGACGGAGCUGGAGCCGGCCAAGUCGCUGAUGGCCUACGGCGUGGACUCGCUGGCGGCGGUCGAGCUGCGCAACUGGGUGCGCUCGGAGCUGGGCGCGGAGCUGUCAACGCUGGACAUUACCAACGCCAGCUCGCUGAUUGCGCUGUGCGAGAAGCUGGUGCUAAAGCUACCGGCGGCAUAA